GGGCCCCCGAGCAACAGCAUGCAUGCAAAUCAAGGCUCGGGGUUAGCAAGGCCAAGGUGGUUUUGCUGAAACCUCCCACCAGCUUUUGCUUGAGGCUUCCCCCUUCCGUGCACAGCUUCGCUUCCCUGGGAUUUCCAAUCUUUGCAACGCUGCCGCGUUUCCCGGGGAAGGACUUGCUUGCAACACAAGCCGCGCGGUGCUUCCCGGGUCUAAGCAGCUGCAGCGGCGCCGAAAUGCACCAAGCCUUUCUUCGGGAAAUGAGCCCCGCACAACCUUCCCCCUUGCUAGCUGAGUGAGGGUCCGAAUGGAUCAGGCAGAGCCGGGUCUUGCAGAUGCGGCAGCUGCAGCGCCGGCUGGCUAUGAGCCCGCGGUGCCUGCUCGGCCCGGUUGCGUCUACACCGGCUGCUACUGGUAAGAAAGCAUGCAACACGGGGGGAGAGGAGGCGAUUGCUGCAAUGCUCCUAAUAGAAUAGGACAUAAGGACCACUUAAUUCUAGAGCAUCGCAGCUCUGGAGAGGAUCGCAGCAGCUGCUGCAACCUUUUCCAGAAUAUCGGGAGCUCUCCAAAAUAUUAGAAGCCCCUCCGAAGUUGAUUCCUGGAGAAUUGCUUCCGCAGAAAUCUUCCCCUUAACGCCAGUGCAGGAAGUUGAGACAGCUAGUGGCCGGAGGUUGUGGAAAUUGUAGUUGAUUGAUGCUGGCAUCUGUCUAUCUUGAGAGACAAAGGAGCACGCCUCUGGGGGUGAAGUCAAACUGCUGCAUUAAUAGCACCGAAAUUACCUCUCCAGAUGACAAGACCUUCCUUGCUGACAUAGGUUCACUCUCCUUGAGGUUACCUGAUCACUGCAUGAAAACACCCCACAUUUCAUUGGGAAGUUAUGAACUUCCAUCAGCAUUGUUGUCAUUUAGUCGUGUCCGACUCUUCGUGACCCCAUGGACCAGAGCACGCCAGGCACUCCUGUCUUCCACUGCCUCCCGCAGUUUGGUCAGACUCAUGCUGGUAGCUUCGAGAACACUGUCCAACCACCUCGUCCUCUGUCGUCCCCUUCUCCUUGUGCCCUCCAUCUUUCCCAACAUCAGGGUCUUUUCCAGGAGUCUUCUCUUCUCAUGAGGUGGCCAAAGUAUUGGAGCCUCAGCUUCAGGAUCUGUCCUUCCAGUGAGCACUCAGGGCUGAUUUCCUUCAGAAUGGAGAGGUUUGAUCUUCUUGCAGUCCAUGGGACUCUCAAGAGUCUCCUCCAGCACCAUGAUUCAAAAGCAUCAAUUCUUUGGCGAUCAGCCUUCUUUAUGGUCCAGCUCUCACCUCCAUACAUCACUACUGGGAAAACCAUAGCUUUUACCAUACGGACCUUUGUUGGCAAGGUGAUGUCUCUGCUUUUUAAGAUGCUAUCUAGGUUUGUCACUGCUUUUCUCCCAAGAAGCAGGUGUCCAUCAGCAUACCUGGGAUCAAAGGUGUGUGUUUGGAGUGGGCAUAGAUUCUGGGAGAAAUAAGAAGGGCUCCAGAAAAAAAUCUGCUGAUUACAUUAAACACAUGCUUUUAAAAGCGAUUGGAUCAAGCUUUUCAGAGUGGGACAUGAAAGUGGAAUGAGGAAUAAACCCUGUAAAGAAUGGGUGGGAAAUCCCAAGAACCCUGGGGCAAUUGUGGCUCUCGAUUGCCCUGAGGGGACAAUUGCUGUCCUCAGUCUGAUCCCUGAAACUCUCCCUCACUGCUCAUGCUUCUCAUCCCAAAUGUUUUGGCCUGGUCAGAAUGUUUCUUUGAACCCUGAUAGUGCAUCCUGCUUGCCUGAAUGGAGGAUAGAGGUGGGGGUUUAUAUGUGGAAACUAGCCUACUGUAUAAAAGAAAAUCUUACAUUCAUUGCUUAGACCACUUUUGCCUCUGUUUUUUUUUUAAUAACUUUUUAUUCAAAAUUAAAACAAAACAUAUUAUCCAGAAAUAUAUCAUCCUUAUUUCCCCCCCCAUUUUUCCUCCCUCCUCCUCCCUCCCCCCACAGAACCCACCCACUCCCACCCCCCCCGACUUCCCUCAGUUCCAGUCUUCCUCUAAAAAUGCUGUUUUCUGCAUGUUACACAGUUGUAUAGAUCCUCAAACUAUUUAGCUGAUUAUUAUCAAUAAAAAGUUUGUGAAUGUUUAUUCAAAGCCAGCCAAGGAGUCCAAUUCGCUUUGUUGCGUCUUCAAAUACUUUGUAAAGGGUUCCCAUUCAUCUUUAAAGUCACAGUUAUCCUUGUCCCGUAGCUUAUAUGUCAGUUUUGCCAGUUCUGUAUCGUCCAUCAAUUUUUCUUGCCAUGAUUCUUUAGUUGGGGUUUUUUCAGUAUUCCAUCCUUGUGCUAUUGAAACUCUCGCGGCUCUUGUCGCAUACACUUUUGCCUCUGAACCCAAACACCCCACUAGCAAGUGGACCUCAGAAUGUUGUCCGGAAGCGAGUGUGGGUCUCUCAGGCUGGGAAAGGUUCCCUAUUUAAAAAACAACAUAAAGUCAGUGAAUGCAUGCAAUAUUGAAAUUUUAUUACUGGGGAGAACGUGGAAUGGAAAUGUAGUAGGUUGUGUUUCUCUGUUUUCUCUGUUACAGUGAGGAAAAUGUGUGGAAGCUUUGUGAAUACAUCCGAAACCAGAAUCUAUACCCUUUAGAAGAAUUUUAUGCGGUUUUCAUUUCCAAUGACAGGAGGAUGGUGAGUUGUGGCAUUUUGAACUGAUUCUGAAAUGCGAAAUGACAUUUGCCACGGCAGCAUCAGAAGCUGGGUUCUAUGGAAUAUAUGUGAUAGCUUAAGUGGCUUAUUUGCUAUUGCAUGCAGAAUAGGAUCCUGGUAGUUGUUUUAGGUUGCAAUCCUAUACCUACUUCUCUUGGGGGUAAGCCUACCUGAAAUCAAGGGGACUUUCUUCUGAGUAGACAGGGUUUGAAAGACAAUGAAGAUCAGGCCCAUGACCAUUACUCCUGCCUCCUGUUUUCUUAGUGGCCAACCGGAUAGAAUCAUAGAAUUGUAGACUUGGAUGGGACCACAAGCCCUAUGCGGCCUAGGACCCACAUACCUAUGAGACCGCCUCUCCUGGUAUGCCCCGCGGAGGACCUUAAGGUCCACAAAUGACAACAUUUUGGAGGUCCCAAGUCACAAGGUGGUUAGGUUGGUCUCAACUAAGGCCAGGGCCUUUUCAGUACUGGCCCCGACUUGGUGGAACGCUCUAUCACAAGAGACUAGGGCCCUGCGGGACUUGACAUCUUUCCGCAGGGCCUGUAAGACAGAGCUGUUCCGCCUGGCCUUUGGUUUGGACUUGGACUUGGUUGUUGGGAUACUGCCAGGGAGACAAAGGCCAUCAUGCCUCCACGUCAAUUCCAGACGAUCCAUCGAUCUCCCGUAGAUACAGUAUCAGUCAAUUAGCUACACGAGCCUCAGAAAUACAGUGGUGCCUCGCAAGACGAAAUUAAUCCGUUCCGCGAGUCUCUUCGUCUUGCGAAGCACGGCUAUUAGCGGCUUAGCGGCUAUUAACGGCUUAGCGGCUUUAAGAAAAAGGAAACAAACUCUCAAGAACUCGCAAGACCAUAGGGAAAUUCGUCUUGCGGAACGACUCAAAAAACGCAAAACCCUUUCGUCUAGCGAGUUUUUCGUCUUGCGAGGCAUUCGUCUUGCGGGGCACCACUGUAGCUUGCCACAAUCCAGGGCUCGUGCACGCCCUUUCAGCAGAGUUCGCACAACAAAAGAUGCACCCAGGAGAGCAUUAUUUACAACUUUAUUCAGCGUUGGUCAGAACAAAGGAAAAACAUGACUGCCUGCCUGCGUGUCGAGGCACAGAGAGAGACAACAACAGCUAUAUACAAAAAACAGAAACAUCCUGUGAACAGGAAAUACGCAGACUGUGACACAACAACCUGCUCCCUUUUUAAGGUGGAACGGAAAUAUCCUAACAUCCCUCCCCUUAUGGUUUUGACUUUUAAAAUGAGGCUGAAUUUUAAAUUGCAUUUUAACCCGUAUUUUAAAUUGUUUCUUUCUCUCCCCCCACCCCAUUAUGUUUUUACUGAAAUUUUAUUGGUGUUAGCCACCCUGAGCCCGGCUCUGGCCGGGGAGGGCGGGGUAUGAAUUUUUAUUAUUAUUAUUAUUAUCAUCAUUAUUAUUAUUAUCAUCUAGUCCAACCCCCUGGAAUGCACGUAUCUCAGCUAAAGCACCUAUGACAGAUGCAAACAGGAUCUGAACGGAAUAGCAUUCUCCAGACCUGUGGGUUUCCCAGCAACUGGUAUUCGGGAGCAUUUAUGCCAUGAAAACAGAAUACAUCCAUCAGGAUUAGUAGGCAUGGAUAGCCUUAUCCUUCAUGAAUUUGUCCAGUUCUCUUUUUAAAGCCACCCAAGUUGGUAUCAAUCGCUCCCAUCUUGUGGGAGCAACAGUUCACCUAUGCGCCCUAUGUUCAAACCAAGUCAGUGUUUUAGUUGAUAUUGACUAUGAUUUGUUCAGGUCAGCCAGUUUCAGAGCAUGGAUGAUGAAACCAGCUUGCUUGAACGUACAAACCGCAGUUUAGGGUUUUGGACAACAUGCUAAAAUGAGCUCAAUCUAAGUGGGAGCAGAAAAUUUUAGAAGACAUCUGAAGGCAGCCCUGUUUAGGGAAGCUUUUAAUGUUUAAUAGGUUACUUUAUUUUAGUGUUCUGUUGGAAGCCGCCCAGAGUGGCUGGGGAAACCCAGCCGGAUGGGCGGGGUAUAAAUAAAUUAUGAUAUUAUUAGCUUUCGAUCGGCUCAUCACGGCCACCCCAGAGGUGGAGAGGGGAGGGCGUGAGUCUGAGGUUCGCCGCGAAAUGCUAAACUUGAAAUGGCUAAACUACGUUCCUGUUAGGAGCAAAUCUUCCAUGGGUCUUCAAGAGCUUUUCAGGCACUCGGCAUGGGGAUAUUUGGGUCUCAUCCUGUAUUCCGAUGAAAAAAAAUCUUAGCUGCAUCAGAUAAUAUUUUUUUAAAGCCUAACUCAAUGGCAAUCUGAACUCUUUUAUGUUGGUUUACUGUACUGAAAUGCAGUCACCUGUUCUCUGUAAUCCACAGGUGCCCCUUUGGGAGCAGCAAGCAGGCAUGGUUGGUCAACCUGUGAUUUGGGUGAGGAAAUUCAGAGCUUCCUUUCUUAGUUUAAUGUUACAAUUGCCCCUUCCACUGUUGCUGGAAAUGGAGUUUUGAAGGAGUUUCCCCCCUGUGUAAGCCUGACCUAAGAAGGACAAAUGUCCCUUCUCAUAUGCUGUUUUUGUACCAUUUACCUCGGUAAAGUAUUACCUGUUUCUUCUCUCUCUCUGGACUCCGUCUGCUUUAUCCUGGUCCCUCUGCUAACGACUGUUACUGCUACUUUUAUUUUCUUUUUAAAUGCACCCAUUGCGUUAAAAAAAGGUGUCGCUCUAGAGAAAGUGAAUUCUGUGAGCCCAUUUCAACCUCCCUGCAUAACCCACAGUUAAAAAGCUGUAGAUAUGUCUAGAUUUUACCCAGUAUUAGGCUAGAGGCCUGUUUUAAAGCACUUAAUUCUAAUGCAAUUCGCCCAGUCUAAAGAUGGCUGCUCCUCAUUCAAAUAUGUGACAUGCGCUAGGCCAGUCAAUGAAAUAUAGCCUUGCCAGGAAUUUAAAUAUAUGUCUUGUGUGUCCAUGUCCAACACACAAACCAAUGUAGUAUGAUAUGAGCCAGAGGUGGGAAACUUGUGGACCUUCGGAUGUUGCUAAGACUACAACUCCCAUCAUGCCUGGCCAUAGCUGGGACUGAUGGGAGCUGGAGUUCAACAGCGUCCGGUAAUAUUUCUAGGUAAAUGUAUAUUCUGACACCACUGGGUGGUAUUCAAUAGCUGAGAUUCCUGCAUUGCAGGGGGUUGGAAUGGAUGACCCUUGGAGUCCCUUCUGACUACUGCCUUUCAUCCUAACCUACCUGUCAGGGUUGUUGUGAGGAUAAAAUGAAGAGAGGGAGAAGGUAAAGGACUCCUGGACGGUUAAGUCCAGUCAAAGGUGACUAUGGGGUUGCGGCGCUCAUCUCGCUUUUCAGGCCGAGGGAGCCGGUGUUUGUCCACAGCCAGCUUUCUGGGUCAUGUGGCCAGCAUGACUAAAAACUGCUGACCAUGACGAGGGCCAGAGCGCACGGAAACGCCGUUUACCUUCCUGCCACAGUGGUACCUAUUUAUCUACUUGUGCUGGUAUGCUUUCGAACUGCUAGGUUGGCAGAAGCUCACCCCGUCAUGCGGCUUCGAACCGCCGACCUUCCAAUUGGCAAACCCAAGAGGCUCGGUGGUUUAGACCACAGGGCUCAAAGUGUGUACUACACCAACUCGAUUUCUUGGAGGGGAAAAAAUGCAAUAAGUUUUUUUUUUUCAUAUAAAAAAUAUUUUUAAAAAAUUUGAUUGUAUAUGUUUUUGAAUUGUUUUAUUCCUAGAUGAAGACUUCUCUCAGCCAUUUGUCACAGAUUCUUACAGUUAAGAAGUUGUAAUACUGUCUACUUACAGGACUAUCAUGUUGUUUUGCUUCAUGUGGCCAGCGGAGACCAGAAUUUCAUUUACGACCUCGAUACUUUGCUGCCUUUCCCUUGCCCCAUCGACACCUAUAUUGAAAAGGCUUUUAAAUCAGACAGCGUUAUUCAUCCAGAAUUUCAAAGGUGAGGGCAGACAUUGCCUGUGCAACUGUAGUAACAACCAAGAUUUUGGCCUACUCAAAACUGGCAUGGCACGUUACAGGUUUAGUUGGCCUCUGCUGAACUUCUGCACUUUGUAUUUCAGGCAGUAUCAUACCACUCUAAAUCAUCAUGGCUUCCCCCCCAAAAAACCCUGGGAACUAGUCUGUUAAGGGUGUCCAUGGUUAUUAGGCACCCCCUAUUCUCCUCCCGAUCCUACAGUUCCCAGGUUUUUAACAGCCUCUUCUCAGGGAACUCUGGGAAUUAUAGCUCUGUGGAGAGAACAGGGGGUCUCCUAACAACUGUCAGCUCCCUUAGCAAACUACAGUUUGCAUAAAUGCUAUACAGGUAAGUGGAAUUGUCAUAAAGUGUUUUUGUUUUUCCUCUUUUUAUAUUUCUGUUCAUCAUUUUUGUAGAUUGUGGAUGUAAACAAUUUGGUGGCAAAGGAAGAAUGGGAUACCUUCCAUAACCAUAAAGCAGGCAUAGGCGAACUCCGGCCCUCCAGAUGUUUGGGACUACAGUUCCCAUCAUCCCUGACCACUGGUCCUGUUAGCUAGGGAUAAUGGGAAUUGUAGUCCCAAACAUCUGGAGGGCUGGAGUUUGCCUAUGCCUACCAUAAAACAUUCUAAGGCACCAACAGAUUUAGAUGCUCCUGUUUUGACAGUAAAAUAAAAUAAUAAUAAUAUAUUAUUUAUACCCCACCCACUGUGGGCAGCUUCAAACACGAUAUUAAAAGCAUGAUAAAACAUCAAACAUUAAAAACUUCCCUAAACAGGUCUGCCUUCAGAUGUCUUCUAAAAGUCAGGUAGUUGUUUAUUUCCUUGACAUCUGAUGGGAGGGCGUUCGACAGGGUGAGCGCCACUACUGAGAAGGCCCUCUGCCUGGUUCCCUGUAACUUGGCUUGUCACAGGGAGGGAACCUCCAGAAGGCCCUUGGAGGUGGACUUCAGUGUCCGGGCUGAACGGUGUGAGUGGAGAUGCUCCUUCAGGAACUAUACAAUGAUAAAGCAGGCUUUUGCCUACAAAAACAUUUGCAGCAGUUCACUUGUUAGUCUUUUAAAGUGCCACCGAGAGAGAGUCUCAUGGUUUCUUUUGCUUCCAGGUCAAUUCUAUGAUUUCUACUUGGACGUAAGCCCAACAGUGAUCAGUGGGGCUUUAUUCUCAUAUAGGGCUCUGCGGCCCUAGGGUGCACUCCCUUAACCUGAAAGUUAAGCCCCAUUGCAUUGCGAUUUAAACCAUACUUCAAAAAUGUAAUUUGCGUGUUUAAAGUGGAUUUCCUUUUAAAACAGUUCACGGUUAACUACAUUUGAGGAGUUUGAUGCCUAACGAUCCAUGUUUGGUCCAGCUGUAGCUGAAAAUACUAGGAGCAGAGUCAGCCCUGAUGUUUCCAUUGCGGACUAUGCAAUCCCCGUCACAUAAGUGUUUGGCUUGUUUAGAAAAGUCCGAUUGGUUCGAGCCGACGUGUACCUGAAGACGUUUGCUUCUGACCGAUCCCACAUGAAAGAUGCCAGCGGGAACUGGCAAAAGCCGCCUCCAUUAUACCCGUGCAUCGAGACCGCAGGUAAGAAGUUGUUUUAGACACCCGCUACAUCUGCUGUCUUAACAUUCCCUUUGCAGGCUCAAAGCAUUUCAUACAUUUGACAGCAUGGACGCAUCUGCAUUACACAGCCAAAGCAGUAUCACACCAGUUUAAACAGUCCUGGCUCCCACCAAAGUAUCCUGAGAACCGUAGUCUUAGACACUGUUAGGACACUCUCAGUCCCGUUUGUUGUUGUUGUUUAGUUGUGUCCAGCUCUUCGUGACCCCAUGGACCAGAAAACAAAUGGACAGUGCUACUUAAAACUGCUUUCAGAUGGAGCCAUACUUUGAGGGGGAUUUUAUAUUGAGAUAGGGGUGAUUAUUAAGAUAUGCCAUAAAGUUCCAUGAAAUACCCCUGCAAAAUCUUCCAAGAGCUCUUCGGUUUCCUGCCGCACGUAGAGAUGAUUGAGUUUUCCCAUGGCUGCAACAUGUACAACCUUUUUUGAGUCAGUUAUUGCUGAAAUUUCCCUCUUAAGUCUUCCCUUCUUUUUAACAGCCCACCCUCUUUGCCUCCAGAUUUGCUGGUUUAAGCCUGUCCAGAACAUAGACCCGAUGCCUGCCGGCGCACCUGUCCGUGUCUACCUCUAGACCAUUGGUCAUACCUAGCUCAGCAUGGCAGUGUCUCUCCAGGUGUGCAGACAAGGGUCUUGAGCGUGGACAGAUGCUCUUGUCAGAUGCCGAAUUGCCUAGAGGUGUUUUAGGGGUCUGUUUAGGAACCUCCACCACUCAAAUAUACUAUUUAUUUAUUUAUUUUUUAAAUCAUUUUUAUUGGUUUUACAAAUACAGAGUACAAAUAAACACAAACUAGUAAAGAUAUAUCUGUAUAAAGAGAUUCUCUGAAUCUCGGGACCCCCCCCCCCCCAAAAUGGGGUCUCAUUUUAAGAAUCUGCAACUGCAUAUUCAUAUAUAACUCCAAUUUUUAUAUCAAACCAUAUUGUCCAUUGUAUUUUUUUAUACUACAAGUGAGUCAAAAUCCUGCUCUUGUUUCCAUCUGCUUACACUGGUCUCCUAGAUAGCUUAUAAGUUUUUCCCAUUCUUUUAUUAAGUUUUUACCCUCUUGGUUCCUGAGUUUUCCUGUCAGCUUUGCCAUCUCGGCAUAGUCCAUCAUCUUAGUUUGCCAUUCUUCUCUGCUAGGGACUUUAUCUUCUUUUCAACUCUGAGCUAAUAACACCUGGGUAGCUGUUGUUCCAGACAUAAAAAAGUCUUUUCUGCUCCUUUGGUAGAUCGGUACCUGUAAUUACUAAUAAAAAGGCUUCAGGUUUCUUAACAAAAGUUAUUUUCAACAUUUUUUUCCCCAUUUCAUUAUGUAUCAUCUCCCAGACAACUUUCUGGGACACUCAAAUGUACUCUUGACAUCAUUGGUGUUGACCUUUAAAGCCCUAAAUGGCCUCAGUCCAGUAUACCUGAAGGAGCGUCUCCACCUCCAUCGUUCUGCCUGGACGCUGAGGUCCAGCGCUGAGGGCCUUCUGGCGGUUCCCUCCUGAGAGAAACAAAGCUACAGGGAACCAGGCAGAGGGCCUUCUCAGUAGUGGCGCCCGCCCUGUGGAAUGCCCUCCCAUCAGAUGUCAAAGAGAUAAACAACUACCUGACAUUUAGAAGCCAUCUGAAGGCAGCCCUGGAAGUUUUUAAUGUGUGACAUUUUGAUGUAUUUUUAAUCUUUGUUGGAAGCCGCCCAGAGUGGCUGGGGAAACCCAUUCAGAUGGGCAGGGCACUAAUAAUAAUAAUAAUAAUAAUAAUAAUAAUAAUUUAUUUCUCUCUCUCUCUCUUUUUUGAAAAAAAAGACUUCAAGAUGAACCUGGAUGACUUCAUCAGUAUGAAUCCAGAUGUUGGAUGGGGAUCUGUGCUGUCUCUCCCUGAAUUUGUGCAAGGGUUCGGCAGCCAGAACUGAUUUUUGACUCACGGCGAAGAAAUCCUUUUGAUGAGCGCCAUUCCUAUUUAUUGUAUUCAGAUGUUUAAAGUUGGACUAAUCGUACUGGUUGCAUUUAGGCGGGGGGGAAUAAAAGAAAAUGUACUGAAUGGAAUAAAACCUUUUUUUUAAAAAAUAAAA
Podarcis lilfordi (Lilford's wall lizard) is the source of this 10213-nucleotide messenger RNA. NCBI's taxonomy places the organism in Eukaryota, Metazoa, Chordata, Lepidosauria, Squamata, Lacertidae. The record is from the annotation of a GenBank genome assembly.